GCUGCGGGUGUCAUCUCAACAGCCUGGGGAGCCUGGGGUACUGUGUGGUGAUGCUGGGCCUGACAGCCUACAUCAUCACCACGGAGGUGCAACAAUUCAUCAAGUACUUCGAGCUGCCCUGGCCAGACCAUAGUAUGCCCUACAUUGAACUAAACGUCCAUAUUGGUCUGGUUGGAGCAGCGGCCGUCCUGCUCUUCUUCUUCUUCGUGGCGGCCGUGUUCAAGAUCGGCAACCAGGCCAACGAUGGCUACAGGCUGGGGGUGCAGGACGGAGCCUGUUCCCGCGACCCGCCGCCCCUGCCUGGCGCCGCUGGGGGUGUUGUGAGGGGGGCCUGGCUCCACGGGGGACCCACUGCACCAUUCAUCCAUUUGCUGGUGGCUCAUCUACUCAUCCUGGCUAGACUCAUCAUGGAGGCCGCCGCCACCAAGGCUUCGUUCCUGCCUGAGAGUACUGUGUGGUGGUCGGAGUUGUCUAAGGUCCUGCCGCAGAAGGAGAGGUUAGAGAUGUUCCAAUCUUUAGCGGCUCUCGUUGGCACCACUGCGCCUCCCUCCCCAGACCCCGUGGCGCUGCGGUACGAAGCCUCGGCAUCGGUCACCUUCCAGGCGCCGGAGGUGACGAAGGAGGAACCUGACGACGAGGACGAGGACAUGUGGCACAUCGGGGAGAUCCCCUGGGGCCCAUUCUCCCCCCACUUCCUCAACUACCUCCUCGCCCACCUCGUCUACGCCGGCAGGUACGCCGGAGUGUUCUGGGGGACCAACAAGGGGCUCGGUUUCGUCUUCUUCUCGCAGCUGUUGCUCAACGCCGCCCAGAACAUCUUCGCCAUCUCCGGCUUCCAGGUGCUGUACAAGGUGCACGUGGUGGGCGCGGAACACGUGCUGCCGGUGUUCGAGGGCUUCCUGCUGCCCCUGCCGGUGUGUGUGGCGGUGUUCAGCGCCUCCCAGACCCUGGUGCUCGCCUCGGGCUCCGUCCUCUACUUCUACGGCCUCCUCAAGUUCAACGCCUUCCUCAAUGCUGAGAAGGAGAAGUAUCAUAUCCUCAGCAAACACGGCCACCAGCAGACACCAUGGAGCUACUGGCCACAGUGCUGGGGACUGACGCUGCUGGUGCUGAUGACAGCAGCGGCCUCCCCGCUGCUCCACGACUGGACGGUGGUGUACAGGGCCUCCCUCGACACCUCUGUCUUCGUGGCCUCCAUCGCCACCAUCAUCCACCUCUUCGUCUGGAUCGUCCUCUGGAUGAUCCUCACCAUCAAGUCUCGAUGGCACUUCAAGUUGAGGGUUCAGAUCUCUAAGACCAUCGUCACCAGCACUCACUCCAUCAGACUUGUUAACGAGGUCCAGCUCUCCAAGCAGAUCGAGGACACGGAGGGCCCGGUGAUGGUGAUCGGGGCGGGGAAGACCUACCUGCUGCAGGAGGGCAGUCCCAAGAGGUCCCUGAUGAAGCUCGUCAUGCACACCGUCACGCAGAAGAAGGCUCGCGGGGAGGAGGAGGAGAUCUACUGGCUGCGCCCCAAGCCCCCGCCUGGCGGGGAAGGGUCCUGGAGCAAGCGCAAGCACUCGCCUGGGGUCAAGCACAAGGUUACCUUCAACGACACGCCCUCCACCUCCAGGAAGCGAGACUCCGGGAGAGGUCAGUGCCCCGACGUGCUCCACAACCUCUCUGAGUCUGAGACGUCCGACAGCGACGGAGACUACGCUAGACUCCGCGACGUGUCCUUCCCCGGACCCACCCGGCGGCUUUCUCACAAGCCACCCCUGCCAGCUCCCCCCGAGUCUUGCAGCCCCCCAGCUCCACCCCCUAUGGCAUCCCCACCAGCUAUCCAGCCCCAUCAGAUGGCUCAGCAACCCCUUCAGAUGGCUCAGCAGCCCCAUCAGAUGGCUCAGCCACCACAUCAAAUGGCUCAGCCACCCCAUCAGAUAGCUCAGCAGCCCCAUCAAAUAACUCAGCAGCCUCCACAGGUCCCUCAGCACAUGGCUCAACACCCCCCUCAGGUUCCUCCGCACAUGACACAGCAGCCUCCCCAAGUCCCUCAGCACAUGACACAGGCACACAUGGGUGUUCAACAACAACAGCAGCAACAGCAGCAGCAGUAUCAACAGCAGCAACAGCCACAACAACAGUAUCCGCAGCAACAACAGCAGUAUCCACAGCAACAACAACAACAGUAUCCGCAGCAACAACAACAGUAUCCGCAGCAACAACAAAACUAUCAGCAACAGCAACACCUCACUCAGCCAAACCCACAAAUUCACAUUCUUCGCGGAAAUUCUAUGGAGAGCAGCCCAGGCCGUAGUGGGGACUCUGCAGUAGUGAUGGGGGAAGUACCACGCAACUCCGACUCCUCCUCCACCGCCUCUUCCGUCAGCCCACCUGACAAGCGUUGCGACUCUGGCAUUCACUCCCAGGCAUCCUAUUCCUCAUCCUCAGCCUCGCACUCUAAAUCAGGAUCCUCUGGGUCAGAAAGUUGUGUGCCUAUCCCAACAGCGGGACCUCCUCGUUGCUCCAGUGUUGAUGAUCUGUGUCGGACACAACCACCGCCACCACCCCCAGAAUCCUGUGUUAAGAGCCUGUCCUUGCAGAGAGGUGUUGUACCUCCUACUGUACCUCCUUCAAAUCAUGGCACUACCUCCAAUACCACAGCUAACACUGCCCAGGGAAAAACAGGACGGUUGAAUAUUGAAGUGGUGGGGGGAGGAUAUGGCUUCCUUCCACCCUCUAAGUUUGUGGCUUCUGAGCCUGUUUACAGUGACGCUUCCACACCUGUGGUGAUCAAGCGACGAAGUUCAGUCACUCAAGUAGAGCCCGACACGCCUCCUUAUGAACGUUCAGGCUCCUCCUUCAGCACAUUUACAGAGCCUCAGCUACCAAGAGCAGUCUUGAAGAGUAAUCCAUAUGCUGCCACCAAGUCCCAGACAGUGGCGGCCCAUGGGCUUCGUGCACGACGGCUGCCUGCAGCUGACGCCAAGCAUGCCACCAUCGCCGGUGUUGUGCCCCCCAAGGGCUUCCAUCAGCCGGGCCACAUCGACUCGCGCUACUUCUCUGUGCCCGCCGUCAAGCCGCCAGGUACCCGUGUGCACCCGGCGCCCACUCCCACCCUCUCCUAUCGCACCCCCUCCCUCCACUAACUCUCACGCCCGUAAGUCAUUCAUGCCCACACCCGCAUGUAUCCCUUAAACACACAUACUAGCACUAACACAACUUUACUCCUACAUGACAUCCACACCACCUCUACAUUUCAGUCAUCCUGCACACUUGCCUGCAGACACUAUCCCACUGCAUAUAUUUUAUCCACACAUUUCCUUCAUUUUGUUUCAUUCUCAUAAUCCACCAUGGCCUUGAUUUUUAUAUUUUUUUUUUUAGUAAACCACAAACAUAAAUAUACCCUUGUCUUCAGUUCCACACCAAUUUGCAAGCUGUAAAUUUGUUUUCUAGUACCAUCAUCUACCUCGUGCACCAGUCAUAUAAAACACGUAUGAAUUUAAAUCUCUUGGCCAGCCCUAAACGUACUUAUUCACAUAUUCCAAGCUGCAAAGCACCACUGGAAUCCAGGACCCUACACUACACUAGGCAGAAGGAUCACCAUACAGCAUUCUGAAUACCUCAUGACCUUUCUACCUUCAUUCUACUGCAUGAAUGUCUUGCUAAUGGGGAGUUCAUUUGUCUAAUAUGCUUUCAUAAUUUUCUUUGCUAUUGCC
Molecule: messenger RNA, 3698 nt
Organism: Procambarus clarkii (red swamp crayfish)
Lineage: Eukaryota; Metazoa; Arthropoda; Malacostraca; Decapoda; Cambaridae
Source: RefSeq, a predicted model, not a curated record